AUGUUUGAAGAGCCGAAAGUUGCUGUGAAGGGCCUCCGCAAACCUCUGGUAGUGGCUGUAGCGGUUGGUUUGCAAACCAAAAUGUGGGGUCGGGAUGGUGUACGACAGUGCGAGGGGCAGCGUGUAAUCAAGAGCUACUCCAAAGCAUCCAUAACUAACUUUCACACCAGUCACUCUCGCACUUCUGAUCGUGGUCGCAUGUACACAGUCAGAACGACUAUGGGCCCGGCCUGUGUGGGUCAAGUCCAAAAAGAUGAAGUACGUUGCCAAGAGGAAGCAACAUAUGAUCAAUACCAUAGACAAGGCGAGAUGUCCAAUCUGUUCAAGGUGGUCCAGGCGACGACAUAA
This is a messenger RNA of Colletotrichum costaricense, 348 nucleotides long. RefSeq lists its product as uncharacterized. The record is from RefSeq and is a predicted model, not a curated record. The transcript has a single exon. Bases 1 to 348 code for a protein of 115 amino acids. NCBI's taxonomy places the organism in Eukaryota, Fungi, Ascomycota, Sordariomycetes, Glomerellales, Glomerellaceae.